GUUGCCAUGGAAAAGGGACUCUGCUUAGCGCAGCCAAAGCUCAAAACAGCAGCUAAGAGCUAGCUACCUUGGUCUAGCAUUUGUGUAGCUUAACAAUGGCGACACAGGAAAACAUCGUAGAAAAACACAUGAGUAUAAACAUAACGGUCUCCCGUGGAAAUAAUCUGCAAGGAAAACAGGUCAACAACUUCCGGAGUUUUCUGCAGGUUGAAGUGGAUAGAGUGGUGCUGGGAACCUCUGACAAGAAACCGUUUGACCCUGAGGAGCAGUGUGUUGUCUAUGACUUUACCUGCAGUUUCCACUGCUCCAGUGACACUCAGGCACUCAGUGACAUUGCUCAUAAACCCAUCAUAUUGAUGGUGACAGAGGUCCUGUCUGAGGAGAAGAGAGCUGAGGAGAAGACAACAGUGCUAGGCCAAGCUGUGGUCGACCUGCUGCCACUGCUGCAAGGUCAGUGCAGCUUCUCAUUAAAAGUCCCACUGAAUCCACUGACCAGCUCCUUAGCAAAAGAGUCCUCCCAUGGCUUCAACCUCAAGCAGCCGACUCUGGAUGUGUGUGUCAGUGUGUUGGAUCCAGUGCUGUCUGAGUCUGAACGCUCAUCCUGCAGCCUACUGAAGGUAUCUGUGGAGACAGCCUUCUCAGUUCCUGAGUCAUGGAUGCUGCCAUCUGGCCCUGCCCCCUCUCCCUGCUCAUAUACUGCUGCCCUGGAAGUCCCACUUACUGCAGAGAAAGAUCAGGUGCUGGUGUUUUGUGAAGGGCAGCUAAAGCCAGGGGGACAGAGGGAGGAAAACAGCAGACAAAAGAAGAGACCCCAUCAGUCACUACUGGUCCCAGAGAACCACUUUCUGCCAGGAGCCUUUUUCCAGGCAGAGCCCAUCGAACAGGAGGAUGGCGAACUGACUGGCUUGGAGGACCGGGAGUUUCGUAAUGAAGCAGAAACCACUAAGAAAAGGGUGAGCUGGGACACAGAGAUGUGCUGCCUACUGGAUAGAGGAGGAACUACCAGGCUGCAGCAGAUGAUCAGUGAGAGCAGACUGUGGCCAGUGGAGAUUAUGAGGUUGUUGACUCCAUUUGAAAAGGCAAUAGAAACCAAGCAGGUGAGACAGCUAACCGAGGGUAACCCAGAGAUCCCCUUCCAUGGGGUGGCGUUCGUGGACAUGGGGCAGCUGCUGUAUCCUGGAGUCAGUCGCAUUCGAGGAGCAUACAGCAUUCAGCCCUUCUCUGAAGCUGAGUUGCUGAACAAAGCCAACCGGAGUGUCAGUGUGUUAAAGGAGUAUGUCAAGGAUGCAGCCAUUCAGGCAAAAGCUCGUGCCAGCUCAGCUACAGGCUCUCCCAAGGGAAAGUCAGGGAGGAACAUGGAUGCCAGGAUUUCAAAGGAGUUGACAAAAAAGAUCAGGACAUCUGCAGCUGACAGUGGGACCGAUGGUCAGAACCAAACUGAGCUGCGUGUCAAUAUAGAGGGAAAUAUGUAUUUGGAGGCCAGAACUUACAUUAUAAUUGAGAUAGCCUUGGAGAAACCAUUGGUACCCAAAACAUCUCCAGAGGAGCUGGCGCAAAGGGUGAAGGCACUGAUCCCACCCAGACCUCCACUUCCAGCAGGUCCUAGCAGAGCAGAAAGAGCAGUGAUGGACUUCCACAGGCAGGUAGGCAAUGUGGUGUCACAUGUUUCAGACCAGUAUAAGGAGUUGUUUGGAGCAAGCAGUCGCACGCACUUGGAAGACUGCAGCCAGGAGCAAAUGAUGGUUCAACUGAUGGCAAUGCUCAAUGUCUCUGGGAGAUACUUUACCUUCAAGGAACAGAUGAAGCCUGCGGUGGUGAGGAUUGUACGUGACAAGCUGCAGCGAACAGAGCCUAUCAGUGACCCUCAGGAGCUACAGGCUUUCGUCAGCAAACUCUAUGUCUACCUGGUGGACGAAAUGCAUGUAGCACUCAACAAGAUUUAUUCAGAGGACAUCGAUGACGACUCACCUGAUGAGAUCCAUUUGAAUUCUUCUCAGCUCAGACAUUUUGCCAAGGAAGCUCAGCUUACUGGGGAUUAUCAGCAGGCUGCUCAGUACUGUCAAGAGCUAGUGGUGAGGCACCCCAGUGAACCUUCCCACAUGUUUGAGUGCGGAAGCCUUUACAUGCUGACUGGAGACUACAUGAAGGCUAAAGAGUGUUUCCAUGCUGCUGUGUCCAUCCAACAGGCACAUCAACCCAGCCUGAUGAUGUGCGGGGUCUUGGCAGUGAUGUUUGAACAUUACAAGGAAGCCCAGACCUUUCUGGAGCGAGCCACCAACAUAGACCCACAUAGUGUUGUGGCCUGGACGCUGCUGGGUUUGGUCCAUGAACGCAAGAAUGAACACAUCCUGGCUGAGUCAGCUUGUCUGGAGGCCAAACGGCAGCUGAGGGCAAAAGAAGCAAAGAAUGAAAUUCAGAAGGAAGAGGAGAAGACAGACAAGCAGGAGGAAGGGAAGACGGCCACGCCUGCACAUCAGGGAUCCACUGCUAAUCAAAACUCGGAGUUUGUUGACCAGGUCUCAGAGAUGCACAAAGAGCCUUCAGCACAGAGCAUUGGGUCCAGAUCAGCUCCAACUAAACUCUCCUCCACCAUUUACACAGAGACAGUCCAGUUCCUGCUGCAGAACAAUGCCCUGCAGAUGGCAGAGCAUGCUCUGUCCCAGGAGCUGCUGUGUUCAGAUGACGGUCACAGUGUCUCCUACCUCGUUCAUCUGGCCCAGUUGCAGAUGCUCAAAGCAGACUACUCCAGUGCUGCUGUCAACCUCAAGCAGGCACUGAUUCACAAAGAUCAGCAGGAUGCAGAUGUGUGGGCUUUGAAUGGUCACUGUCACUACCUGCGAGGUGAGCCCCAUGUUGCCCAGCACAGCUACAAGCAGAGCCUUUGCCUUCCUCAGCAGCCAUCAGACUCUCACCUUGUCCUCCUACGCCUGGGAUCCAUUUAUCUCCAACAGGAAAAGUUUGAGCAAGCCAAAGUUGUCUACCUACAGGCCUGUGAGCAGUCUCCAUCCUGCCUGACCUGGCUAGGCCUGGGCAUCGCCUGUUACCGGCUGGAGGAGCUGUGUGUAGCCGAGGAUGCGUUCAUUCAGGCAAACCGUUUGAACACCCAGAAUGCAGAGGUGUGGGCUUACUUGUCUCUGAUCUCCUUGAGGACUGGAAAACCAAAGGAAGCAGAACACUUUUAUAAAUGUGCAGUAAGGUUUAACCUGCAGAAGGACUCACUCCUCAAAGAGUUAAAUGAGCUGAAAGAUCAUCUCCGCUUCAGUCAUCUGGCUUCAUGCUUUGCAAGAUGCUCUCAAGCAGGAGUCUAAAUAAUACGACCAAGUACAUUACAGUGCUGUGCAUAUUUACACACUCUAGAGACAGCAGUACGUUUCUGUGUUUAGAUAAGAUGAAAACAACAAAUCAAAUGCAUGUGGUUGGCAUUAAGAGAAUCUAUUAACAUGUCAUCUUAACGGCCGUAUGGAAGACAAACCGCACCUGAAAACCAUUUGUCCAAAUAAAUCUGUUGCUAUUUAGCCAGUGUGAAUUCUGAAAACAUUGUUAAAAACAGAAAAGGUUAUGUUGCUUUUAAUAAAAUGAUAGGGAAGAUAAAAAAUACUAUACCCUAUUAAAACCAGACUGUUGAGAAAAUUGUACAAGAGAGUUUUGAAACAGCCUACAGAUUUGUAGUGAUGAGUAGAAGUGGGAGAUUAAAGUUUUAGACACUUGCUGUCAUAUUGUUGUCCCAUCGGUCACAUUUUAACCUAAUUUGAUCAAAUUUGUGAGAUGUUAUUAAAGUCAAAAAAACACUCAAAGCAACACAGUUGGUCUCAAAUGUAUAUAAAACAACUGUGUUAAUGGAGAGCAUUAACAACAGAAAAGGAAAAAGGGCAUGUGGUGACUAGUAAUAAAAUAUUUUUAAACUAUUUUAUCUUACUUUUUGUCUCAUUUUUACCAUCUGAACAGCAAAACAAGUCUGAUGAGACAUUCUGGCCUCAUUGUUCUAAAACACCCUAACAGAUUUUGGCACCUCCUCCCU
Molecule: messenger RNA, 4018 nt
Organism: Monopterus albus (swamp eel)
Lineage: Eukaryota; Metazoa; Chordata; Actinopteri; Synbranchiformes; Synbranchidae
Gene: cfap70
Product: cilia and flagella associated protein 70
Exons: 26
Coding region: 96-3308 (1070 amino acids)
Biological process (GO): cilium movement; cilium assembly
Cellular component (GO): motile cilium; extracellular exosome
Molecular function (GO): protein binding
Source: RefSeq, a predicted model, not a curated record